AUGAAGCCAUUUUGUUGGUGGGCAAUUGAUUUGGUAGCGGCAACGAAAUUUCAUUUUUACCAAAACGGCAUGUCGCCUUUACUGGAACAUAAUAUAUAUCUGAGAUGCAGUAGAACUGCUUUCGGAAUUUAUGGUUUCUCAUUUAUGAAUGUUACUACUGAUACUUCCUACGUCGAUUUGAAAGUGAAUGAAAAUGAAAUUAAAAUUGAAGAACGGCAAAAAAUUCUUGUCGAAGUUAUAUAUUACUGUUGCAGAUCAUGCGAACAUUAUGAGAAUAAAACAGAUGAAGAAAUAAUCGAAGAUCUUGCUACGGAAUUCUACAGGCGUCGUUUCAAGGACUCAACAGGAAUAUUGCAGAAGGAUUCCGGUUACUGCAUUAAUGUUGAUGGUGAAAAAGAAAUGAGUGACUUGUCAUGCAUGUUUAUGCUUGACGUAAAUACUCCAGCGAAGGUACAUUUUGGCGCAAUGCACUGGAACAUGAUCGACUUGAUGAAGCAGUCAUCGGAACGUGAAAAUAAUUCACUAGUAGCCUUGGCACUUCGAGGUCAUUUUUGUGCACCAUAUAGUGUUUCGCAAAUUCCGGAUGGUGAAUGCAUCCGGUACGCAUCGAUACGGGAAUACUUCGUCCUCUGUUGCUGUUAUGAAAUACCCGAACUUUGUGCAUAUACAAUAUCCAAUAAAUCGAUGAGCAACGUGAAAAUGAAUCGUAAGAUAUGGGAAGCGAAUAUCGAAGUUCGCAAUUCUCUUGUAGCUAAUGAAUUGCGUAUAAAUAGAUAUGAUACGCCAACAAGCUCUUGGACGUAUCGGGAUUUCAUCUACAGUAAACCCACGACGUUUGGUAAGCUCUAUUGA
Loa loa (African eye worm) is the source of this 852-nucleotide messenger RNA. RefSeq lists its product as hypothetical. Lineage: Eukaryota; Metazoa; Nematoda; Chromadorea; Rhabditida; Onchocercidae. The transcript is spliced from 5 exons. The coding region runs from base 1 to 852 and encodes 283 amino acids. The record is from RefSeq and is a predicted model, not a curated record.